AUGGGCCCCUUGCAACACCUCACCCGCCUGAAGCGGCUCCACCUCUCCCAAACUCAGGCCUCCGGCAAGCUGGGCAACCUGCAGGGUCUAACGAAACUCAGUGAGUUACACCUCUCUCACACCCAAAUCUCGGGGGACCUGGGACCCCUUCGGCGCUUGCGGAAGCUUCAGCAUCUGGACGUCUCCGACUCCCCCGUUGGGGGCGAGCUCAGUGCGCUCGUCAACCUGACGGGCCUGGCAACCGCCGACCUAAGCCACACCCGCAUCACCGGCUGGUUUUCUGCGAAUAUCUGGAAAGGCUGCUGCCAGCACUUGCGCACGCUCAACCUGGUAGCCAGCAGGGCAGGUGGCGAACUCCCAAAAGUCUUCUUCCCCUUGGAAGUCUCAGAGACCCAGCCGUUUCUCGGGAGCUUGCAAGAAUUGGAUGUAUCUGGAUGCGAGCUGCGCGGAACUGUAACCGAUUUCAUGCUUGCACUCGCGGCAACACCACUGGUCAAAGUGCGUGCGAGGGCCUGCGGCCUGCGUGGCGCAAUGCCGUGCCUGGAGAACUUGCCUGCCACAUUGAUCUUUAAUGAGACGAGGAAUGAGACGAGACCAAGUUGGGAUGCCACCCUGCUCGGGACUCUGCAGGCCAUGGACCUGUCAGAGAACAACCUCACCCGACUCGAGGAGUUGCCCGCGGCCUCACAAGUUCGCUUGCAGCGGAGCCCGGGUUCAGUGUUCAGGAGCUGCAUUUUCGGUUAA
Messenger RNA from Symbiodinium necroappetens, 744 nucleotides. The record is from the annotation of a GenBank genome assembly. Lineage: Eukaryota; Dinophyceae; Suessiales; Symbiodiniaceae.